AUGGCCCCCUCAGCCACCUACCCCAUCAUCAGCACCACGCACUCAGGCGCCGACCUCGAAGCCAUCUCCGACGCCGUCGACGAGAUAAACGUCCUCAAAUUCAAAGCCGCCCAACAAGUCACCGAGAUUCUCAACGACAACAACAACUCCUCUGUCCCAUCUUCUCCCACCUCCGAAUCCUCCUCCACCACCCAUGAAGAAGAAGAAGAAGACCUCGGCGACUUCGACACCCCCUCCCACUUCGACUCUUCAAAGGACCACUCCCGCUUCCGCCAAUACACCACCGCCGAAUCUCGCGUUCUCAACUUCUACACCGAACAACACACCAAGCAAACCGUCUCGCACAACCUCGCUGCUCGCGCCCACUUCAAUUCGCCCGACCGUAAGCGCCCCGAGAUGACCAUCUGGCAAGCCAUCGAGUGCUUAAACUCUUUGAUCGACGAGUCCGAUCCCGACACGGAACUCAGCCAGAUCCAGCACCUGCUGCAGUCAGCCGAAGCAAUCAGACGAGACGGCAAGCCGCGGUGGAUGCAGCUUGUAGGACUGAUUCACGACUUGGGCAAAUUGAUGCUUUUCUUUCAGUUGGCUUCAGGGCAGUGGGACGUAGUCGGCGACUCGUUCCCUGUCGGGUGCAAGUUCAGCGAAAAGUGUAUUUUGCAUGAGAGCUUUAGUGCGAAUCCGGAUUCGGGACACGCGGUGUAUAGUACCGAGCAGGGGAUUUAUGCUCCCGGGUGCGGGAUUGAGAAUCUGAUGAUGAGUUGGGGCCAUGAUGAGUAUUUGUAUCAGGUGGUGAAGGAUCAGAGUACGAUCCCGAGGGAGGGGCUGGCGAUGAUUAGGUUCCAUAGUUUUUAUCCGUGGCAUCGUGAGGAGGCGUACGGGUGGGCGAUGAAGGAGGGGGAUGAGGAGUUGAGGAGGGCGGUGAGGGCUUUUAAUCCAUAUGAUCUCUAUUCGAAGAGUGAUGAGCCGGUGGAUGUGGAGGCUGUCAAGCCCUACUACAUGGAGUUGAUCGAUGAGUUCUUCCCGAACAAGGUCAUCAAGUGGUAG
Messenger RNA from Neurospora tetrasperma FGSC 2508, 1044 nucleotides. RefSeq lists its product as uncharacterized. Lineage: Eukaryota; Fungi; Ascomycota; Sordariomycetes; Sordariales; Sordariaceae. Gene Ontology annotation, biological process: inositol catabolic process. Gene Ontology annotation, molecular function: iron ion binding; inositol oxygenase activity. Gene Ontology annotation, cellular component: cytoplasm. Bases 1 to 1044 code for a protein of 347 amino acids. The record is from RefSeq and is a predicted model, not a curated record. The transcript is spliced from 2 exons.